Pyrgilauda ruficollis (rufous-necked snowfinch) is the source of this 7075-nucleotide messenger RNA. RefSeq names its product ANTXR like (gene ANTXRL). The transcript is spliced from 19 exons. Lineage: Eukaryota; Metazoa; Chordata; Aves; Passeriformes; Passeridae. The coding region runs from base 520 to 2217 and encodes 565 amino acids. The record is from RefSeq and is a predicted model, not a curated record. Gene Ontology annotation, molecular function: signaling receptor activity. Gene Ontology annotation, cellular component: membrane.
GAGCGCCCGCCCUGUGCCCCCGCGGCGGCGGGCAGUGGUCCCUAACCUCGGUCCCUCGCUAGCAGCAGCCUCUGCCAUAUCGGUAUCCCGGAACAGGAAAGUCUCAGCUCAUCUUGCCCCCAUAAGAUCCUGUCUCCCUCCUCCCGCUCCCCUCCCUCUGCCCCUUCCUGCCUUUGGCCCGUGCGAGAGGAGCCUGUUCUCUCCUUGCGGGACGGGGCUGGAGCGCUCGGGCAGCCGCCGGGGCGGCAGGGAAUGGGGACUGGGCUCUGGGGACCAUCCGCCUGGGCUCAGCCCCCUGCCCGGAGCCAGCGGUCCGGCGCCCCGCGGGCAGGGCUGCCUUGAGCUCUCAGAGUUGAGCUGAGAUCCUGAAGUUAGUGAUUUCUAUUUUGUUUGUUUUAUUUUGAUUUUUUUUUUCUCUCUCUCUCUGCUCUCGGUGUUUCCGAAGCGCCUGUAAGAUUUGCAGAGAGAGAGAAAGAGAGAGACUGGGGGAGGAGGGGAAGAAUUAAGGAAAGGGAAAAGAUGGCGAGUUGCUGGAGCAGUGUGGAGAAAGCGGCAUUUUUGUGCUGCUUCUUGCUGGCAAUGGGGAGCCUAAUCUGCUGCGCCCGGCCAGAGGAGGAGGAAGAGCAAGAAGAGCAGCGCUCCUGUCACGGUGCCUUUGAUCUCUACUUCGUCCUGGACAAAUCUGGAAGCGUCAAAAAUCAUUGGACUGAGAUUUACUCCUUUGUGGAAAGCCUAGCUGAGAAAUUCAUAAGUCCAAUGUUGCGGAUGUCUUUCAUUGUUUUCUCCUCACGAGGCACUACGAUCAUGAAACUAACAGAGAACAGGGAAGCCAUAAGACGAGGGCUCAACAUUCUUAAGGAAGAAUUGCCUGGAGGAGACACGUUCAUGCAUGAAGGAUUUAAAAGGGCAAAUGAGCAAAUUUACCAUGAGACCUAUGGAGGAGUUCGGACCGCCAGUGUGAUCAUUGCCCUGACGGACGGCGAGUUGCAAGACGCUCAGUUUUAUUAUGCAGAACAAGAAGCCAACAGAGCCAGAAGCUUUGGAGCUAUUGUUUAUUGUGUUGGAGUGAAAGAUUUCAAUGAAACUCAGCUGUCAACGAUUGCUGACAGCAUCGAUCAUGUUUUUCCAGUUAAAGGAGGCUUUUAUGCCCUAAGAGGAACCAUUGAUUCAAUUCUGAAGAAGUCUUGCAUUGAGAUCCUGGCAGCUGAACCAUCCAGUGUUUGUGCAGGAGAAUCCUUUCAAGUUGUGGUAAGAGGCAACGGCUUUUAUCAUGCAAGAAAUAUCGACCAGGUGCUCUGCAGCUUCAAGCUCAAUGACAGCCUUACUAUCAAUGAAAAGCCAACUUUUGUUCAUGAUACAUACUUACUUUGCCCUGCCCCAGUGAUAGAAGAUGCUGGACAGGUGGUUUUCCUACAAGUCAGCAUGAACAACGGGCUAACGUUCAUCUCCAGCUCUGUCAGCAUCACCAGCACACAUUGUGUAAGUAAUUCCAAUGGGUUUGUAUCAUUGUUAUUACUUUUCCUUUUGGUAGCCUUAGGAGUACUGAGAUGGAUGAACCCUACCAUUGUCUCAGAUUUCUCCUUUAUUUGUUUAUUGCAGGUGAUCAAGGAGCCACCUCCACCACCGCCUCCAGAGCCUGACUCGGAUGAUGAAGAUGGAUUGCCAAAGAAGAAGUGGCCAACCGUGGAUGCAUCUUAUUACGGAGGUCGAGGUGUUGGUGGGAUUAAGAGGAUGGAGGUGCGAUGGGGAGACAAAGGAUCAACAGAGGAAGGAGCAAAAUUGGAGAAACCCAAAAAUGCUAUUAUUAAGUUGCCAGAACAGGAGUAUGAGCCAUGGGAACCCAAGCCAAAGAAGCCCCAUGUGAGAAAACCACCUUCCCAGCGAAAAUGGUACACUCCAAUCAAGGGUAAACUUGAUGCACUGUGGGCUUUGGUUCGACGAGGCUAUGACCAAGUCUCUCUUAUGAGGCCUCAGCCAGGGGAUAAGGGAAGAUGCAUAAACUUCACCCGUGUGAAGUCAGAUGGGACCUCUGCCCCUUACAGCCCACCACCGAAGCUGCCAUUGCGCGACAACGCUCCCCUCAACAAUGCUCCAAGGAAUCCUUCCUCUCCUGUGUCUCUGCAACCUCCUUCCAGGCAGCCACCUCCUGGACCACCUCCAUCCCGAGCCCCUCCUGGACCUCCUCCUUCACGCCCACCCCCACAGCCCAUGGCUUAGAGUGCAGCAAAACCUGAUCGACACAUGUCUCUUUGCUGAACACAGCAUAUUUAUUGAGUAUUGGUUUACAGUCAAAGAUAUCUGAAUUUGUUGCUGGUCAGCAAAAAGAAAAAAAAAAAAAGGAAAAAAAAUAUUGCCAAGUGUCAAUUUUAGUGUAUGAAUAUAUUUAUACCACACGUGCUGAGUAAACAUUCAGUGGAAAGAUUCAGAGCUAUGGGGUAUAGAAACAAACCAAAAUUAUCAUCUAGAUACAGUAGCAGCUUUUGUGUGUAUACUUCUGGAGAUCUAUUUAGAUAGGACAGUUGUCUGACUUGGUGUGUCAGAUCAUUCAUUAAUAACUGUAGCCGGUACUCGUGCAUCAGUGGCUUUGAUAGCUGCCGCCUACAAGUUGGUUCAACAUAGUUCUUUGAGGAAUUUGCUUUUUUUUUUCCCAACAGUACUGCAUCCAGAUGUUAAUAUGGAUCAACAAUUGCAAAGAUAACUUUCUGCCUUUGGUUCUGCAAGUGGAAUUUCCAUGGAAGUUUUAAGAGGCCUAUAACAGUAAUGAGGUAACAUAAGACUAUGUGCCAAUAAUCUAUCAUAGAAGGGGGAUAUUUUUUCCCCCUGGAAAACCAGUUUUGAGCCUGCCAUCUCUGCAUAUGUUUAGACAUGGUUGCAUAGGAUAACCACUGAAGGUGAGAUACUCUGUCUAAAAAUCCAGAUUUUGUACAAGACUUGAGUCCAUAUUUGUCCCAAGUUCAGAGGAAUUUUGUGGAAAAAUUUUGGUUUGGUGUUUAGUUUUUUAUUUACAGAAAGAAUAGCCCAAAAGGAAGCAAACAUACAUGGAAUUUGAAUGUAGAUGCUGUAGUAAGCAAACAGAAUGUGUUAUUUAUAUCAGCAGCAUUGAGGGACUGAUUCUAUUGCUAUUUGAUUGGAUAAAUUUCCUUUUGAUGUUACUGCCAAGAAGAAUUCGAUCCUUUUGUGAUUAAAACAUAAAUUCCUCUUUGAGCAGCUCUUUCUUUAGACAGUUCAGAUCCCACUAAUAUGUAACCCUGCAGUCCACCUGUGGCUGAGAGGCAUGGUGUGAAGAGUGAGUAUGAGCUUCUAUCCCUGUUUGACAUGCUUGGCUGCUCUCCCAUGCCCUCGAUUCUGGGUGUCAUCAGAAGCCGAUGUGAGCGCCCACACAGAGGUGGAAAUUUAUGACGCGGGACUGGGCCAGCCCAUUAUUAGUGUUCACUGAGCAAUACCUGAGUGGGUUGUGCCCAGAGCAUUCCCUAGUGAAUCAAAAUAACACCUGAGCUUGCUUUUUCUCCACCACUGCCUAUUGUAUUGGAGAGGGAACCUAUGCCAGUCUGCUUUGGCACUGGCUGUGUUUUUAGGAUAGUUGUAGAAAUAAUGAUACGUUGCAUUAUGACACAGCAUAUACCUAUUUCUCCAUCUGUGUGUGGGUGUGUAACACAUCACAGUAGUUAUUGGCACAUAAGUCUAAGAUAAAACACUAACUGUAUUGUGCAGUUGCUUCAGAUUUAAGACCUUUUCAUGCAGUUGUUGCAGGCAUAUAAAGUUGUACUGGUACCAACAGAAAUCAAGCUUAAUGUUUCCAGUGGGAGGCCCACUUGCAGAACAGCACCAAGCUCUCAUCAGUCUAUGCUGAUCACUGUGACAUGCCGUGUGUAUACAGCUGAGGCUGUCAAACAUGACUCAGAAGAACCACAGAGCCUCUUUCUCCUCUUGCGCUGCUCUGCUCUCUUGAGCUUAGCUCUUACCUCAUGUACAUUGGUGCAGGUAGUGGAAUCAUGGUUGUGAGUGCCAGCUGGCCUUGGAGCUGUUCCUAAUUUAGGCCAGAGCCAGCAAAGCACUUCUGCAUGUGUUAAAAUGUCCUGCAGGUCAAGAGAAACUUCCUUAUGCCCAAGUGCUUUGCAGACCUGUGACUUCAUUGUGAUCAGAAAGGAGAAUUGGGAUGCACUCAACCCUAUCCUCAUUCUUUUUAGACACUUGAAUAGGGUCUGCAUAAUUUGGUUCAUGAGAAUGGAUUUCUGUUUGGAGGGGAAAGAAGAGUAUGUGUGUGUGUGUGUGCCUGUGCUUGUGUCUGGGAACUGCAGGGUUUUGUUUGGUUUCUCUUGCUUUACAAAAAUUGCUUGAGAGUUGCACUCCUGUGAAUAGAAAGGCCUUUUGCAGCCAGUGUGACACAGAGCCAUUGCCUAUCUCUGUUUCUUUUCAGCUGAAAGGUGACACUAAAACAAGUCCUACUUUCCACUGCAGUUCUGGUGAAACUGUUUUUACCCCAAUGAAAGGAACUGGAUGACUGCAGUGAGAGGGCAGGAGGAAGGGCGGGGGAAGAUGCUUUACAAGCAGAGAUCAUUGAUGGGCUGGUAAUAUGGAAACCCUGAAAUAAUCUUGCUGGGUCUAAGACCAUUUGUAGUGUGUAUGUACAGUAAAUCUAACAGCUUCUCACGUUGGUUGUGUGAGGAUAAUUAGCCAGCAAAUGCUAACUAAAAAUUGAAAUGGCAGAGAACAAUAAAACUUUUACCCAUGCCAGGACAAAACAGGGCAUUAGAGCUUUAACUUCUUGUGGGGCUGCAACAGACCACUGCUCUGUAGAUGCUGUCUCUUAUCAGCAGGCAGCAGUGAGAUUGAAGCAGUGACUUCUUGGGUCAAGAGUUAACCUGAGCUAAUGAAAAAGCCUGGGAGCCAGAUUUUGUCUUGUCUUGCACCUGUAGAGGUCUUGGGAGAGGUGAGUAGAGGUGGCGAUUUGCCCUCACGUUCAUGUUGGUGGAAUUUGACUCCCUACCAGUGACAGCAGAGGUGUUGGCUUAGGCAGGGCUUGUCACAGUCAUGCAUCCAACAUGCCUGUUGUUUGCAGUUGAGGAGAAUAUUGGUCUUUGCUGGAAUAGUCAGUCUUGCAAAGAUAACACAUACUAACAGUUCUGUACAACUUGCAAGUGGAGCAGGAAUAGGAACAUCUUAGGCUUUACCAAAUCCCAGGUGAAUGGAUUCAUGUAUGAUAAAGCAGGGACCACCAUGGAUUUGAGAAUUAGAUUUGGCAUAAGUGGAGUUUCCUGCUUUCUCACUCUAAAAAAAUUAGGCAUUUGGUGUGUAACUCAAGUUUUGGCUGCAGCCUCUGUGACAGGAGCACUGCAGGUUUAAUUUGCUGGUAAAGCAGGAAGGGAAAGUGAACUUUUUUGCCUUAAACUGAAUUUUCUUUGCAAAGGUGGGAGCAGUGAAUAUGCUGCACUGGCUACAGAAAGGCCUUUUGGUUGUAUAGAAAUGUACCCAUUUGCAGUGAUUUAAGGCACUGUAGCAGCACAGUAGGAGAAAGUAGUUGUUAUUUUAUCGUCUGUUGAGCUUGAUCCUUACCUGGUAUAAAUCAAAACAGACCAACUGAAAUCAAGGCAGUAAUAAUUGGUGUCCAUCAGCUGAGAAAUGUCUGAAAAUAAAGGGACAAAAUCCCUCUAACAGGCCUGUUGUUUCAGUGUUUGCUUUGGCAUUCUUGUAUAUGCCAAUUGUGAUUACAGUAAUUACACUGCUAAGAAAUGUUCUCAUGUGGGAAUGAUUCCCAUGUAUUUUCCAGUGUAUAGCACCAUUUGACACUUGCAAGAAGUGAAUAUCUAAUGCUUCCCCAAAUCCUAGAGGAGUAUGUGGAUUCAGGAGACUUUGGUCUCACACUUAGUACAGAUGUGAAAUGACACAAGGUGCAGAGCAGCGAGGAGGGAAAUUCAGUGUGUUUAAACCUGAUGCAGAGCCACAUUGAUCAAAGCAUAUUUAUGGCCAUUUUUCAAGUUCAGUGCAUGUGUUGCCAUCUGUGGGAGUAGCCUACAGAGCAGACGGUCCUAAAUAGAAAAAAGGGAAAAAAAAAAAAAAAGGAAAAGAAUCGGCUUCUCAUGUGAAAGAGCAAGCAUAACAAUGAAUGACAUUAUUUUGUGAACUGUACCAGUUCAAAUGCAUGUGCACCUGGUGCUCCUAAUGCUUUUUGGUCCUGUUGGUCUUCAGACAACAUGAUCAGUAAUAUGCUUUCUCUCUUUAAUCAUUUGCUGUUUUUAUUGUUUUUACUUUGGGUUUUUUGUGGUUUGUUUGGGUUUUUUUAAGAAACAUUUCACUGAGAAAACAGCCCUACUUCUGUAAAUAUAGAGUUUAAUUUGGAGGAGACAGCACACUUCUGGAUGUUACUGCUGGACAGUUAUUUAUUAACAGGGGCUCAAGGUGAAUAAAUAGAGGUGGCUCAGGAUACAUGCAUGCAAGUGUGAUAAUGCAGUAUAGCAUUUUCAGUUCUCUGUAGUUUUGGGGCAAGGGGAAUUUUUGGGUCAUCCUAGUUUUUUAGAAGUUUGUUACAGAUAUACCUUUGAAUAAUGCAAUAGAGAUUCCUAGCAUAUAACAGUGCUUGAACAAAUGUGUAGAUUACGAUAGAUUUUUUUUAUUUGGGAGAUGAGGAGAAGGGUUGUGAGGGAGAAAUGUUUUAGGAAAUGUUUUAGUUUUUAUGGGGGCAAAAUGUAGUGUAUUCAAUUUUUUAAAUUUUUGUUUGUUUAGAAAGAUGUAGUGUUUUCAGAAACAGUGGGGAUGUGGGCUGAUCCACAGCUGGGGCAUGGAGAUGUGGAACAGAGGAAGCAAUAAGAUUUUUGAGGGAUAGAGAAGCUUUACAUGGGGGUGUGGGUUUGUUACUGGUACAUGUGGUACAAAUUUCUGUAACUGACAUGCUGCUUCCAUGUUAUAAUCAUGUAACUUCAUGCAUUUUAGGCACAUGCUCCAUUUUUUCUGAGAAAACCUUGCAAAUGUAAUGCCUGCAUGCAAAUGUGGGAGAUGUAGCCAAAAUCUUGUAAUCCAACAUAAUGUAGUCUUAAUGGCUUCAGAAUCAACAAUAAAAGUGCUUACUGGUUAAACACUA